Heterobasidion irregulare TC 32-1 is the source of this 588-nucleotide messenger RNA. RefSeq lists its product as uncharacterized. Bases 1 to 588 code for a protein of 195 amino acids. The transcript has 4 exons. Lineage: Eukaryota; Fungi; Basidiomycota; Agaricomycetes; Russulales; Bondarzewiaceae. Gene Ontology annotation, biological process: copper ion transmembrane transport. The record is from RefSeq and is a predicted model, not a curated record. Gene Ontology annotation, molecular function: copper ion transmembrane transporter activity. Gene Ontology annotation, cellular component: membrane.
AUGGACCACGGGGACCACGGCGGACACGGAGGCCACGGGGACAUGGACAUGGGCCCGAAAUGCACCAUGAACAUGCUAUGGAACACCCAAAUCGUCGACACCUGCGUCGUCUUCCGCUCGUGGCACAUCUCGUCGCGAUUCACCUUCGCGCUCUCCUUCGUCGCCAUCAUCCUCAUCUCCGUCGGCUACGAGUGGCUGCGCACCUACCAGCGCGCCGUCGACCAGCGCAUCGCGCUCGCACUUGCGCGCGGCAAGGGCCGCGACAAGGGGUCGGUGAGUGGGAGAAGCAGUCCCGAGGUACCAGGUCAGGACGUUGAAGAGGCCGGCUUGCUGACUGGGCGCGCGCGCAAGGCCGCAGGCAGCGGCACGCCCGUCCCACCGUUUCCGCGCGUGCUCCGUGCCGGUCUUUACGGCGCCUCAGUCUUUGUCUCGUUCUUCUUGAUGUUGGUCUUCAUGACCUACAAUGCAUACUUGAUCCUGGCCGUCGUGCUCGGCGCCAGCAUCGGGCACUUCGUCUUUGGCGCCCAAAUGGACGUCGAUAGCGUGCUCGCGGGCGCUGCAGCUAACAAGGGCAUGGCGUGUCACUGA